CGCGCCCCUAGGUUCCCACAGCAAUGGCGCGUGCGUCCCACACGUUGCGCUUCCGGGUUCGCAGCGCCGUUGCCAGGCAACCCCCGGGUGUUCGUUCAGGGGUCAGCGCUGGGCUCCAGGAGCCUCCCGUGCCAGGAUACAAGGCUGGGUCCCCUGACAUGACUAGUCUGCAGCCCGUGAGCCGAGAAUAACAUGUAUCCAGUGUUAGCCACAGAGCUGAAGCAGAAUUUCAAAGAUCCUUAUGAUGCCUUUAUGAACCACCAUCUUCAAUAUUAUGGAUACUUCAAAGCUCAGGGUGAUGGUUUGCCAAAUGCUACUAAACAUCAGGAUACUUGGGAGAGGCAUCCUCAAUACCUGUUCAAGGGGAAUAUCCGGAAGAGAAGCGAUUUGAAUCAGGAUACUUUGCAAGAGGAGAAGCUAAUAUGGAACUCAUGUGCCUCCCCCACCACUGGGCUUGUGUCCCAAAUGGAGACAACCAAUACCUGGUUCUUCAAAUCUGGAUCAUCUUCAUUUUCUCAAGACAGUUCCCUUUUGUUGGAUACCCCACUUUUUAAGAGCAACCAACUGCUCUUUGAUGAGUUUGGUGAAGGAAACCCGCGCCUUCGAGAACCGCGAAAUCUCUUUGCUUUCUUUUCCAACGAUGGGUUUCUGCAGGCUCCGCGAUGGCCCAUAGAGUGUGAAGUCAUCAAGGAAAACGUUCACCAUAUUGAAUGGGUCCCACCCAAGCCUGAGUAUUUCUACCAACCUACAGGAAAUGAGAAGGUGCCAGAAAUUGUGGGAGAGGGAAAAGGCACAGUGGUCUAUCACAUUGAAACAGCCCCUGCAGGUUCCUAUUUCACCAGCUCACGAGUGGGAGGCAAGCGAGGACUGAUCAAACAACUUUCCGUCAAUUUACAAGGACCAGAAGAUGAUACUCUGCUGUUUGAGUCGAGGUUUGAGAGUGGGAAUUUGCAGAAAGCCGUCAGAGUAGACACCUAUGAGUAUGAACUCACUCUGCGAACUGAUCUCUACACCAACAAGCACACACAGUGGUUUUAUUUCCGAGUCCAGAACACCAGAAAAGAAAUCACGUAUCGCUUCACCAUCGUCAACCUGCUAAAGCCCAAGAGCCUUUACACCAUUGGGAUGAAGCCUCUCUUGUACUCCGAGGUGGAUGCCCGCACCCAGAGCAUCGGCUGGAGGCGAGCGGGAGAGGAGAUCAAGUACUACAAGAAAGGUGCGGAGGAGGGGCAUCCCACCUUCUAUUGCCUCACAUGGACAGUUCGGUUUCCACAUGACCAGGACACCUGCUACUUUGCUCACUUCUACCCUUACACGUACACAGAUCUGCAGUACUACUUGCUGACAGUGGCCAACAAUCCCAUCCAGUCUCAGUUCUGCAAGCUCAGAACUCUGUGCAGAAGCCUUGCGGGCAAUACUGUCUAUCUGCUUACCAUCACCAACCCAUCCAAGAACUCGGAAAUAGCUGCCGCCAAGAAAGCGGUCAUUCUGAGCGCCAGAGUCCACCCUGGGGAGAGCAAUGGCUCCUGGAUGAUGAAGGGAUUCCUAGACUUCAUCCUCGGAGACUCCCCCGAUGCCCAUCUCCUCAGAGACAUCUUCAUCUUUAAGGUGGUUCCCAUGCUCAAUCCCGAUGGCGUGAUUGUGGGCAAUUACCGCUGCUCGUUGGCAGGCAGGGACCUGAAUAGACAUUACAAGACCAUUCUGAAAGAGUCUUUCCCUUGUAUUUGGCACACCAGGAAUAUGAUCAAGAGAGUCCUUGAAGAGCGGGAGGUCCUGCUCUACUGUGAUUUCCAUGGGCACAGUCGCAAAAACAACAUCUUCCUGUACGGCUGUAACAGCACCAACCGCAAGCAGUGGCUUCAUGAGCGAGUCUUCCCUUUAAUGCUGAGCAAAAACGCCCCAGACAAGUUCUCCUUCCGGAGCUGUAAUUUUAAAGUCCACAAAUGCAAAGAAGGGACUGGACGGGUUGUGAUGUGGCGUAUGGGAAUCCUGAACAGCUACACUAUGGAGUCAACCUUUGGAGGGUCAACAUUAGGGAAGAAAAGGGAUACUCAUUUUAACACUGAGGACCUGAAAUCCCUCGGUUAUCAUGUCUGUGACACACUCCUUGAUUUCUGCGAUCCUGACCGCACCAAGUUCAUGAAGUGUUUAACAGAGCUUAAAGAGGAAAUCUAUAAGAAAUUCUCAGAACUUGGACAGGAAAUGGACUUGGAUGGCAAUUGGAGUGACAUCUCCUUGUCUGACAUCGAAUCUAGCACAAGUGGUUCAGACAGCUCCCUCUCAGAUGGGCUUCCUGUUCAUUUACUGGAUAUGGCAGAUAAGCUUGAACAGAAGAAGAAACCAAAGAAGAAAAAGAAACCACUGGAGACCAGAAAGCAAAGAAAUGAGAUGCAUCAGAAAAACAAGUUGCUUCAGGAGUUUAAGUUAACAGAAGACAGCCAAGAAAAAACAGAAUUUACCACCAUGCUGAAAAAACAGCCCGUCUUUUUCAAAGGUCCAGAGACUCGGGGGAAAAAUGAGAACUUAAAGUUUAAUGAGGAUGAUAAAAACCACAGCACUUCCCUCCAGCGCUGCGUGGAAAGGUCAGAUGUUGGGAGGCCCAGUAAAUUAUGCAUGGUGCAAACUUUAAAGGACUCUGUGAAUGCCAGCAACACCUCAGUGGACCGACGAGCUACAGAAUGGAGCAAGAAGCCAGGUUUUAAAAUCCCAGACCCUCGGAGGAAGGGCCCAAGCAGCAGUCACGAGGUAACUUCAGCAGUGUACCCAUGGAAGGAAAAGAUGUGCAGGUACCAAAACUGUCUGUUAAUGCAGCAAGACCUCACCCACCAUCAGCCUUUACUCAUCACCUCGGUACCUCCAGAACGAAACAAGACUCCUAUAGUGAUUAAACAGUAUCCACCUCCACUCUACCUACAGCUGAGCCAAGAGGGCUGUGAGAAACAGGCCGCUUUACGUAGUCUGAUUCAGCAAGGCAAGUGGAUACCAUCACAAGGUUCAUCUACUAUAACAUCCAGGAAGCCUUUAUCUUCCAGUAACAGAGAUGGAAAACCAGGCUCAUGGAGCACCUGGGUCCUGGAGUUUAAGAAUAUAACAACAAACCCAGCCUCCAUGCUACUUCCACUGAAAGGGUUACAACACAGGCUUGGGGACAAGAGACACUUUUUAUCCAGAUGACUGCCUUAGUUACACCAUGGAGAUUUGUCCUUUUCCUGGAGAUUGACGCUACACAUCCAUGGUUGGGAUUGUGUGCCAUCCAAAGGCUCUCAGUAAUAAGUGAUUCAUCCCUUUUCCAGUAGCUUAUCCCUUCUGUCCAGUUGUAUGAUGUCGUAUUGCUCAGUCCACUAGUCACCAGUAAUGCCCAACAGUUGGCUGUUUCAUAUGGUCAGCUCAAUAAUUAAGGCAUUAUCAGUGGGUUGAUUGAUAUUGGCCAGGUUCUUACCACUCUCAGCUGGCUACUGGAACCACCCUCCUUGCCCCUCCCCUCCCUGCCCUACCCCCAUUCAUCUUCAUUUUAAGAAUCCAAGCAGGGAAUAGUCAGUAGCAGCAUUCCUUUCUGUGCUCUGUUUAGCACUCUCACACUUAGCCACAGGACUUUAGGAACAGUUAAAAAGUAGAUCCUGACAAGAAGGUGAGCACUGACUUGAACACAUUUUUUCAAUUGGCCAAUGUGAAUUUCACAUUAUGAAAACCUGAUUUGUGCACCACGUAGGGCUCUUCCUUAGCAGAGGUCAUUUUUGUUUCUGUCCUAAUCUUAUCUGGGGACUUUAGAAAUCUGCUGAAAUGUUCCCAUCAGGCAGGAUCUCUUGAGAAACAUGGAUACUUCGUAUGAGACUGCAUAGUCCAAUGGAAAGAGCAGUGAAUUUGCACUUAGGGGAUCUGGGCUCUGAUAAUACUCUACUACUUUACCUCAUUGGGUCACAAUUUAUUAAUCUAGAAAAUGAGGGGGUUGGGCUAGGUCAAUUCUAAGACUCCUUCUAGUUCUAAAUGUUCUGAUAAAAUUGUGUCCAGGUGACAAAGACAGUUAACACGCCCAAAUCAGGUUAGCCUUUGAGGUUUCCAAGAGCAGUCUGUGAACUAGGAAAGGAGGAAAAGGGAAGCCUUAUAUGGCCUUAAAAAUACUUGUGGCUGCAAGUAUGAAGGUUAGCUUUUGCUCGUCAAUCAAGAUAAAGCCCUCCCCAUCCUCACCCCUACCCCCACCCCCCUGAAAGGCAGCUUUGGAAGGGGCCUCGUAUUAUAUGGGAGAUGGGGCAGCUACAGUGGCAAUGAGGAAUGAGGCUGAAGGACAAUUAUUUGUGCCUUUCUAUCAGGUCCCUGUGCUGGAUUCCAAAAGUAACUUCUAUGUCCACGAUGCUGGGUAAAACUUUCUCUCUGACCCCUAAGAUCCCUCAGAAUCCUGUAAAAAGGGAAAGAGAAAAAAAUGGAAACUUCUGCAAGGCCUAGCCUAAGAGAC
Molecule: messenger RNA, 4450 nt
Organism: Dromiciops gliroides (monito del monte)
Lineage: Eukaryota; Metazoa; Chordata; Mammalia; Microbiotheria; Microbiotheriidae
Gene: AGBL2
Product: AGBL carboxypeptidase 2
Exons: 22
Coding region: 193-3174 (993 amino acids)
Biological process (GO): proteolysis
Molecular function (GO): zinc ion binding; metallocarboxypeptidase activity
Source: RefSeq, a predicted model, not a curated record